Bombina bombina (fire-bellied toad) is the source of this 381-nucleotide messenger RNA. Its product is annotated as glutamate receptor ionotropic, kainate 4-like. NCBI's taxonomy places the organism in Eukaryota, Metazoa, Chordata, Amphibia, Anura, Bombinatoridae. The coding region runs from base 22 to 381 and encodes 119 amino acids. Gene Ontology annotation, cellular component: postsynaptic membrane; plasma membrane; kainate selective glutamate receptor complex. The record is from RefSeq and is a predicted model, not a curated record. Gene Ontology annotation, biological process: modulation of chemical synaptic transmission; synaptic transmission, glutamatergic. Gene Ontology annotation, molecular function: transmitter-gated monoatomic ion channel activity involved in regulation of postsynaptic membrane potential; kainate selective glutamate receptor activity. The transcript is spliced from 3 exons.
CGAUACCAGACAUAUCAACGGAUGUGGAAUUACAUGCACUCAAAGCAGCCAAGCGUAUUUGUCAAGAGCACAGAGGAAGGAAUAGCCAGAGUGUUGAACUCAAACUAUGCAUUCCUUUUGGAAUCCACUAUGAAUGAAUAUUAUCGUCAACGCAACUGCAAUCUCACUCAAGUUGGAGGUCUUCUGGACACCAAGGGCUAUGGCAUUGGCAUGUCUGUAGGCUCUGUUUUCCGUGAUGAGUUUGAUCUGGCCAUACUUCAGCUGCAAGAGAACAAUCGGCUGGAAGAUCUCAAGCGGAAAUGGUGGGAUGGAGGAAAAUGUCCAAAGGAGGAAGACCAUCGAGCCAAAGCUGUCAUUUUAUAUCACUUUCCUUUCUGCUAA